UCAUUUCACUCUCGCUCGCAGCCAGCUCGCCCAUCUUCAUCGCCUCGACAUUCGCCUUCGCCCUCGCUCACACUCGCACCGCACGACAUUCUUCUUCCAUCUUUUCUGUCGUAAUCACACACGCAUUACAGAGACCUCUUGCUAAAAAGAAAAACGACACAAAAAUCGAAAAAGAAAAGAAAUUUUCCUUUCCACCACCCGACCAAAAGAAAAAGAACAAAUUCUUAUGAAAUAAUAUGCAAUUUUCGUGAUUUAUCACAAAUCACAAAAGCAUUUCCUUACUCGAGCAAAUGAAAUUCUGUUUCUGAAUUCACAUGAACUUUUCAUCUUCCAGUAAUCGAGUUCGAAUUCACUUAUUUUCCGAAUACGAAAACGAAUCCGAAUUUCCUAGAUUUAACUUUUUUGCAAAUCAAAAAAGUACUUCCAUCCCAUUCGCACUCGUCGUUUCUCGUAAAUGAAUGAAAAUAAAAAUUCUGUUCGCCAUCGCAAAAUGAAUUGAAAAAUAUUCCCGAGUUUGAGUUUAUUUUAUUUUUGUUUUUUCAAAUUCAAUCUCAAUUCAUUCCUUUGGGUUGAACCCGAAAGCUGAAAAUCAUAAACUUUUUGGUUAAAUGUUAAAAAAUCGUGAACCGUGAACGUGAUAAACAAAUUGCAAAAGUGGAGAAAAAUUCGCUGCUGAGAAAACUUGGUGAGCGAGGAAAGUGAUUUCCAAAAAAGAAAAAAGUGAUAGUGAUUUUGACACUGUGAACAGUGAGAAAUGGAAAUCUUCGCUAAAAAUUGGGAAUAGUUUUUUUGAGUGAAAACCCAAGUGAUAUUGUGAUAAAAACAUAGAAUCUCCUCGCCUUGAUACCAGGAAAAGUUUUAUAAGAAAAAUUGUGUUUCCUUUGCGGUCGUCGCGCGAGUGGUUUGGGCUUGAGAUUUGUGUUUUUUUUUUUUGGCCACGGCGGAGGCAGGCACCACAGCUGAGGCUAAGGCUGUGACCGACUACAAGACCUCGUCGCUCUAAUUGAGACCGAGAUCGAGACAAACCAUCCCAUGACAGGUUGACAUUGCGAGAGUGCAACUUUCUUAAUUCAGACUUUACAAUAUCAUUGCUAGUCGUUCCAUUGGCAUUUUACUCAUUUGCGAAAUUAUUAUAAAAAGACAAAGAAUGUGUAACAAAAACGGUGGCUGAUUUUUAUGUUGGCCCUGAGAUUGAAAACAUUGAAUUUGACGACCAAAAAAAAACAAUAGUUUCAAAAUAAUAAGACAUCAUAGUUCAUCCAAAUAAAUACACAACAAAAGAAAAUAGAUACAUCCUUUUUUCUAAUAAUUAAAAUCAAUAUAAUAUAUAAACAAAAAUGGACAAAGAUCGUCAAUCGUUACGUCACAAGUCAAGUAAGAAUCAUCAAUCAAAGAAAAGUUCAAAAAAAGACAAGAAACGUAAACGUUCUCGAACUGAAUCCCUAUCGAUCUCAGAUGAAUCAACAUCAAAUCAUCAUCGCCAUCACGGCUCAUCGAGCAAAGCGGAUAAAUCAUUGAAAAGCCAAAGCGCCUUGGUUGAGUACUCGGACGUGAGUUCGGAGGAUUUCUCCGAUCCUGAAGUCAGCGGCGAGGUCAACGAUAAAAGUAAAGAAAAGAACAUAGCGCCUGCCACCAAAAACGACUUAAAAACGAAGGGGAACAACAUAGAUUCGACUAGUAGCGACGAUGGCUAUAGCCUCAAACGUAAAGAGAGCCUUGAGAUUGAGGAAAAAGUCGCCAAAAUGUCACCAAGUCAAUUGCGGCGAAUCAUCAUUGGUUCGCCAAUAAAUUCCUCCUCGAACUCAUCGUCGAUGCAGAAGUCAACUACGAGUAGCGAGCAGAAGCGUCUGGCCGAGAUGGAAUUGGCAGCCGAGGAAGAUGACAUAGAGGAGUACCUGUCGACAGAUGAUAAUUCUUUACUGGAUGACGACGAAGAUGAUUCUGAAUUGGAGCACAAACGGAAGCGCAAAAAGAGCAAAAAAGACAAAAAACAUAAAAAAUCAAAGAAGUCAAAGAAGCGCAAGAAGAAGCGACAAAAGUCAAUAUCGAGCAUAGAGACUCUGUCCGAUUUGGAAGAACUGCUGGAGCGGCCAAACUACACCCCACCGCCCGUCGGAAAGAAAUCUAUGUCGAGCAAGACUGGCGCCUCGCCCUCAGAGCGUUGGAAUCGAGGCGGCGGUAGCGCUCACAACAAUUCUACCACAUAUACUCCCAUGAAGGAAGUCAGCCCGCUGUCCGUAGAAACGCCACCGUUACGCCCCAACAGCAAUAACAGCUAUUACUCGGAGUCAACCUCGAACUUGCCCGGUGCAAGCGGUGGCAGCAGCAGUAUUCAACAUCUUGCUGUGCCGAAUUCAAUAAACUCCGCCACUACUAGCAUCCAUGUGACAGCUUCUCACAGGCGCACAACGCCCAAUCCCAAGCACAGGACACCCCCGAUGCGUCCCAUACCCGGCAGCAGUGGAAAGACACGGUAUGCUGCCUCACCCCACACGCCGCCACUCUACAACAGCAACAAGACAAAGAACGACAUGUACGGGAGUCCCAAGGUUUCAGGGAUGGAUCACUAUCAUCACCACCAUCACAGGAGUAGUGGCAGCUUGAGUAGUCAUCAUCAUCAUCAUCAUAGGCAGUCGACAGCGCCGAUGGAAAGCAGAAAAAUUACCACAAUUUCUCCAGAACGAUAUCACCAUCAACCCGCCACUCCACCCCACAAGCGCCGAAAAGCCAAUGACGGCCGUCCUUAUGAGUCGAGGCAUCACGUUUCCCGCCAAGAUUUCUACAACUACAACCGGUUCAAUAAGAACAAAUACGUACACAAGCGGUAUACAAGUCCAAGCAGCCCACAGUAUGCGCAAUACAGUCGACAUUCAUCGUCAUCCCGUUCGCAUAAACACAAAUACACAGUGUCCAGUCCAUCGCCAGUACGAUCAAGGUCUCCGAGAAGAGAUCGCUACUCUCGCAGCAGAUCGCCGCGAACCUCCUCACAUCAAUACGAUUCGCCAUCGCCGAGGAGACGCUACUCUCGAUCGCGGUCCAACUCCCUUUCGCCCAUUGACGAAAUGAAACAGAAGCGAUUGGACUACAGCAAGAAGAUUAGUGAGACAAGCCUAUUCGCUGAGCUGGUCAAAGACAAGCACAAGCGGGAGAAGGCUCUAAAGGAAAUUAUUGAAAAGCAAGAAGAAAGCAACAGUAAUGGAGCUUUAAUCAACGUUAACGACAGUAGUCUCUCCAACGAUUCUACAACGUUAGCAAAACCUGUGGAGGAUGGGGAAGCGGCGGAUGGUUCUUCCGGGCAGCAGCGCGUAGCGAAUGGUGUUAAAUUAGGCAAUAACAAUUUAGAUAUAGUUAACAUUCCUAUGCCGACAGGCGACGAAACAGCGAAUUUGGACGCCAUAGAUGGCUCGGCGCCACCUGUAGGCUUCCUCAAGCAUCCCAAUAUUGGCGAUGAGGCGCCAAUUAGUAACAACAAUAGCCACAGUAGCAGUAACGACAACAACAACAAAAACAUUUCGGACAAAGAGAAUGAUGUCUUAAACAAAACCAAAGUCAAUAGUAAACCGAAAAGCCUUACAGCACUACCAAUGCCGCCGGGAGUUAGUGUAGCUGAUUUAGUCAAUGCUCCGACGCCAAGUCCUCCACGGGAGGAUCUAAUGCCUUCACCUAAAUCACCGACGCCAACGCCAACUCCAACACCAACGCCCGAGAAGAAAAUAACCAAAACACCUGCAUCUGCUGCCAACAAGAGUCUUCUAAAUCUACCAAUGCCUCCAAUGGUGCCCGGCAGUGAAGACCUCAGUGGAGACGAUGAGGUUAUAGGUAGUCCAGACGACAUGGACUUGAGUAGCAGUGCGAAGAACUCGAACAAUUCCAGUUUCGGUUCGAUCAAGAGAAAACGACCAGUGAUCCUAAAUCGUCGAGAUUCCCGAAGCAAUGUAAGAGACUGGGGCGAACGGUGUGUCGAUGUUUUUGAAAUUAUUUCAAGAAUUGGUGAGGGUACAUAUGGGGAGGUCUACAAAGCCCGUGAUAAUCACACAUCAGAGUUGGUUGCUCUGAAAAAAGUGCGAUUGGAACACGAAAAAGAAGGUUUCCCCAUCACGGCUGUGCGCGAGAUAAAAAUCCUGCGACAACUGAAUCACAGAAACAUUGUGAAUCUACACGAGAUAGUUACGGAUAAGCAAGAUGCUUUGGAAUUCCGCAAGGACAAGGGUUCGUUUUACUUGGUUUUCGAGUAUAUGGACCAUGAUUUGAUGGGAUUGCUGGAAUCCGGAAUGGUGGCGUUUAGUGAGGAAAAUAAUGCUAGCAUUAUGAAACAAUUACUCGAUGGGUUGAACUACUGCCACAAACGGAAUUUCCUGCACCGAGAUAUAAAGUGUUCCAAUAUCCUAAUGAAUAACAAGGGUGAAGUCAAGUUGGCGGACUUUGGUCUAGCUCGUCUUUACAAUGCCGAAGAUCGAGAGCGUCCGUAUACCAAUAAAGUGAUAACAUUAUGGUAUCGAUCGCCGGAACUGCUACUCGGCGAAGAACGUUACGGUCCAUCGAUUGACGUCUGGAGUUGUGGCUGUAUAUUGGGUGAACUUUUUAUGAAACGGCCGCUGUUCCAGGCGAGUUCGGAAAUGCCCCAACUAGAGACAAUAGCACGACUAUGUGGCUCUCCAACACCCGCCGUUUGGCCGAACGUAAUCAAAUUACCUCUGUUCCAUGCGAUCAAACAAAAGAAACUCCAUCGCCGGCGGUUACGCGAAGAAUUCGAAUUUAUGCCAACACCUGCGUUAGAUUUACUCGAUAAAAUGCUUGAGCUAAAUCCCGACAAGCGGAUAACAGCCGAAGAUGCGCUCAAAUCGCCAUGGCUUAAGAAUGUCUUCCCAGAGCAAAUGCCAACUCCAGAAUUGCCAACAUGGCAGGAUUGCCACGAGCUCUGGAGCAAAAUGCGGCGAAAACGCGAGAAGCAAGAGCAAUUGCCGGUUCAAGCAGCUGGUGGCCCGGUCGUUAGGCCAUCAGCGGCCAUAAUCGAUAGCAAUGCCUAGCAGCAGCUGUAUAAAAUGAAUUAUAACGAAACAUAUAAUAAAUAAUUUUAUUAUUUUUUGUUCAUAAAACAAACAAUUAGUAUAUAUUUAAGUUUUUUUUUUUGUUAAUUUCAUUACAAAUUUUAAUUUGUAAACAUUAAAGAUAGGUGUAAAAAAUUAUAUAAACAAAAUAAUAAUUCUUCCUAAAGGAAAUAAACUGUAUUUAACUAAUAAUUUUAGUUACAUUUUUACAAUUAUUAUAAACAAGGAAAAUAAAAUUAAAAAAAAAAAAAAACAAAAACCUCUAUCCUCAAUAAGUUUGUAAAUUUUGAAUACAAAUUAAAACAAAAAUAUAAAUUAAAUAAAUUCAUGCAAUUUAAUUACAUCCUACAUUUAUAAAUAUAUAAAUAUGUUAUUUCUUUUCUUUAUUUCUUAGUUUCACUCAACUUUAAAUCAAUUUUAAAUAAAAUUAAAAACAAAAAAAAACAAACAAAAACAAAAUAAAAUUAUUCUUAUUGAAAUAAAAUAACUGUAUAUUUUUAUAUUAUUGCAAUUUAACAUGUAUGUAUGUAAGAAAAGAAAUUUAAAUAUUAAACAAAGGUGUGAGAGAGACUGAAAAUAAUAAUUACAAAAACAAACUCAAUAAACUGAAAUAUUCUUAAAAACAACAAAUACGACAUAAAAUCAAAUUUUAGCAAUCACAAGACAAAAUUGUAGAAAAAUAAAAAUAAACAUAAUUUGAAACAAGAAAAUAAAACUAUUUAAUUGUUAAACAAAUAAUUACAAAUAUUGAACAAAACAAAGUAAUAACAUUGAAAUACAAACAAUAAACAAUUAAGAGCAGAAUAUAUAUUUAAAGAAUAAAAAUUAUUAUUAUUAUUAUGAACUAAACUACUAGUAAUAUAAUAAAUAUUGUAUAAUAAAAAAAAAAAACAAAAGUAAAACAUUUCUCAAACGGGUGCAUGGAUACAUUGUUUUAAGAAAUCAAAACAAAAACAAAAGCAAAACAAAAUAAACAAAGAAACACAGAAUAAUGCGUUCUUAAAGAAAUACUUCAGUUUAUGUAAUCUUAAUGUUGUUUUUAUAUUUAGCAAUUUUUUCACGCAUACAUUGUUGUUUUUUUAAUUUUUGUUUUGUUUUGUCUUGAAGAGAACAAAAUCA
This is a messenger RNA of Eupeodes corollae, 6167 nucleotides long. RefSeq names its product cyclin-dependent kinase 12 (gene Cdk12). The transcript has 8 exons. The record is from RefSeq and is a predicted model, not a curated record. Bases 1338 to 5027 code for a protein of 1229 amino acids. Gene Ontology annotation, molecular function: RNA polymerase II CTD heptapeptide repeat kinase activity; ATP binding; cyclin binding. Gene Ontology annotation, biological process: transcription elongation by RNA polymerase II; positive regulation of transcription elongation by RNA polymerase II; protein phosphorylation. Lineage: Eukaryota; Metazoa; Arthropoda; Insecta; Diptera; Syrphidae. Gene Ontology annotation, cellular component: nucleus; cyclin/CDK positive transcription elongation factor complex.